Diorhabda sublineata is the source of this 912-nucleotide messenger RNA. RefSeq names its product jerky protein homolog-like. Bases 1 to 912 code for a protein of 303 amino acids. Gene Ontology annotation, cellular component: nucleus. The transcript has a single exon. Lineage: Eukaryota; Metazoa; Arthropoda; Insecta; Coleoptera; Chrysomelidae. The record is from RefSeq and is a predicted model, not a curated record. Gene Ontology annotation, molecular function: DNA binding.
AUGGCUUCGAAAAGAAAACGUGUUGUGCUAUCGUUAGCGGACAAACUGAAAAUUAUAGAGCAACUCGAUAAAGGUGUAACGGGUAAGAAGUUGUCUGAGAUUUAUGGUGUUGGACAAGCAACAAUUUGUGACAUUAAAAACAGUAAGUCAACACUUUUAAACUUUGUUUCGGUGCUUGAAAAUGAAGAUGGAAGUUCCUCCAGGAAAACAAUGAAGACAGCAACCAACAAAAAUUUGGAAGAUGCCGUGUUUAAAUGGUUUUUGCAGCAACGUUCUAUGGGAAAUCCGAUUUCAGGUCCAAUCAUUUGUGAAAAAGCCAAAAUCUUAGCAGAAAAGCUUGGUUAUUCAUCUUUUAAGGCUAGUAACGGCUGGCUAAGGAACUUUAAAUUCAGGCAUGGUGUACGCGAGUUAGAUUUGGCUGGUGAGAAGCUUUCAGCAGACUCUGCAGCUGCUGAAAAUUUUAUUGAAAAAUUUAAAACUGCAGCAGAAUCCUAUGAUCCGGAGUUUGUUUAUAAUGCUGAUGAAACUGACCUUGUUUGGAAAGCAUUACCAAAAACCACUUUGGCUUCUAAAAGGGAAUCUAGUGCCCCUGGACAUAAGGUCAGUAAAGAACGUGUUACAGUGCUUAACUGUGCCAACUCCACUGGAAAUCAUAAACUACCACUUCUUUUGAUAGGAAAAUCAAAAAAUCUAAGAGCAUUUAAAAACGUAAAAAAACUUCCACUCUUCUACAAAAGUCAACCCAAGGCCUGGAUUACUGCAGCUUUGUUUACCGAAUGGUAUGAUGAAGUGUUUAUUCCUGAAGUGAAAAAGCACCAAAAAUCGGUGGGAAAAGAAGGCAGUAAGGUGCUUUUAAUUGUUGAUAACGCACCCAACAGCAGAACUGUUGGAAAGAGAGAAUGGGCACUUUAA